Drosophila ananassae is the source of this 2267-nucleotide messenger RNA. RefSeq names its product ras-related protein Rab-35 (gene Rab35). Gene Ontology annotation, biological process: endocytic recycling. Gene Ontology annotation, cellular component: plasma membrane; endosome membrane. Lineage: Eukaryota; Metazoa; Arthropoda; Insecta; Diptera; Drosophilidae. Gene Ontology annotation, molecular function: GTPase activity; GTP binding. The transcript has 3 exons. The record is from RefSeq and is a predicted model, not a curated record. The coding region runs from base 1043 to 1654 and encodes 203 amino acids.
GAUAUUCGCGACAUACCCACUGGCUGGUCACACUGGGGCAUAUAGUUUUUGGCUUUACAUGUAUUUGUGCGUUAGUAAUAGUUUAUCCAGAAUACAAUUGUAAAUUAAGGACCGACUUGGACGACCCUCAGCCGAGACAGAAGCCGCAGCCCACAGAGCCCAGUCGAGAUGAAAGCUUGAGCCGACAGCGCGGUCAAAGGCAGCAAACUCCACUCACAAAAUUCAGCAAUCAGCCUGGCCUGCCUGUUCGUGUGUGGGUGUGCAUGAGAGAGAGAGAGAGAUAGAGAGAGCGAGCGGUGUAGGUGUAGGGGAGUGUGUGCAUGUGUGUGUUCGUGCCAGAAAAUUGCAAGGGAGGAGGCGGACUUGGCCAAUUUGCAGUCCGUGAAGCCAGAGCCCCUAGACCCGAGAACCGUGAACCGGAACCCCGGAGUAUAGAAUCGCUCGCAAAGCCCAUCAUCAUUCCGCCUAGCGCCACCCCAGCUGUUCAAAGAAGAAGAAGCAUCAGCAGCAGCAGCAGCAGCCGCAUCUGAAAAUGCAACUCGCCCACACACCUAACAGUUGCUGAUAAAAGUCAACGCACAGAACAAAAAACAAAAAACCCACCAGCAGCAGAGCCAAAAAAUACAAAAUAUUUUAAUCAAAGGAAAUUAAAUAACAAGAGCCAGAGACAGAGACAGACACAGAGCCAUAGCCAGAGCCGGGGCGGCAACAACAACACUUACAUAAAUUGACACAGCCCCCAACAACAAUAGCUUAUCACGCAGCAGCAGCAGCAGCAGCAUCACCAAGAACGACAGUUUAUCUCAAAAAUAUUCAUACGAGAAGGGAAAUAAGAGAAUUACGAAGAAAAAACGCAGCCGGCGUGCGUGUGUGCUGCGGGUGUGUGCGUGUGUGUCUCAGCACCAAAAGCAACAACAAACAGCAAAAAAUUUCAUAAUUUCUGCUGCCUUUUUUUGCGAAAAAUAUAUAUUUUUUUUUUGAAUUUGUUCGCAUUGUUGCAAGCUCCGAACUGUAAACACCAAACAGCAACAACAACAAGAGUAUGGCAAAAAUGGCACGCGGCUUCGAUCAUCUGUUCAAGCUGCUUAUAAUUGGCGACAGCGGCGUUGGUAAGUCAUCGCUGCUCAUCCGCUUCUCGGACGACACGUUCUCGGGCAGUUAUAUCACCACGAUCGGAGUGGACUUCAAGAUCCGCACCGUGGACAUCGGGGGACUGCGGGUGAAGCUGCAGAUCUGGGACACAGCCGGCCAGGAGCGGUUCCGGACGAUCACCAGCACAUACUACCGGGGCACGCACGGCGUCAUCGUCGUCUACGAUGUGACGAACGGGGAGUCCUUUGCGAACGUCCGCCGCUGGCUGGAGGAGAUCCAAAACAACUGUGACGUGGUGAACAAAGUAUUAGUUGGCAACAAGAACGAUGAUCCGGACAGGAAGGUGGUGAUCACCGAGGACGCGCAGCGCUUCGCGAAACAAAUGGACAUCGAGCUGUUCGAAACAUCCGCCAAAGACAACAUCAACGUGGACGAAAUGUUCCUGUCGAUAACGAGGCAGGUGCUCCAGCACAAGCUGCGCACCACCUCCAACGAGCAGCAGAAGGACACCAUCCACCUGAAGAACACCCCGGGCACCAAGCGUCGGAAAUGCUGCAGUUGAAAGCGGCUCCGGCAUGGUAAAUGGCACAGCAACUGGAACUGGAACUGGAGUCGGAGGAGGAGUUGGAGUUGGAGGCGGAGUAGGAGUAGGAGUUGGAUGGAGGAUGAGAUUGAGGAGAUGGCGUUGCGUCUGCAGAGGAUGGCUCCUGUGAGUGGACGGAGAAGACGCGGGAGGAGCAGGAGCUGGAUCGAGGCCAGAGCCGUGGGAAACGCUGCGGGGGGCGCGUAGUUUGUAGGAACUUGUGGGUUAUUCGGCGUAUGGAUACUACGGCACACACACACUCACACAACACUAUAUAUAUAUAUAUGUACGGCGUACACCCACACCGUUAGAUAUAGCUUACACCAACACCACACCACACACAACACACACCACACACAACACACACACCUCACAUAGAGACAACAAAUUUUUGUUUUGUUUUUUUUCCCCUUCCCCGAUCCUCCUGUGUUUUAUUCGGAAUAAUGCCAGAAUAGCCGUAAACAAAAGUGUAAAAGUGUAAAGCGCAAUUAAAUGUAUUUAGCAAUUUAUAUACAUAUUAAUAUAUACAUAAACGAAAUGGAAACAGAUCGCAUAUUUAUAAAGCCAGAAUAUAUUUAUAUUUCUAACGAGA